Molecule: messenger RNA, 3080 nt
Organism: Striga asiatica
Lineage: Eukaryota; Viridiplantae; Streptophyta; Magnoliopsida; Lamiales; Orobanchaceae
Source: the annotation of a GenBank genome assembly
CAGCAAUCAGUAGAGGGCCGAGAGAGAGGAUCUCAAAUUUGUCACUUGAAAUUAGACAUAUCCUUUGUCUUCUUGGCAUCAAAAUAUUUGGCUACAGAACAAUGAAUUUCGCAAUUUUAUUUUAAUUCGUAAUAAUCUUAAAAUCUUUCUGAAUCCACGUUCGAGCAGCUUAAGAAAUCUGCAGCAUCGCCAUGGCUACUGACGUGGGUACUUUGUUGAAAAGGUACUUUGGUGCUUGCGAGAGACAUGGAAUUGCACCGAAUAAAUCAAUUAUGACAUCGUUAUUCAAGGCUAAGAUCAAGAAAGCCCACCAUGAGACAGCUACACUUUCUGUCUCUAUUGAUGACCUGAAAGAUGUUGAUUUCUAUCCACUUCGCGACCUCUUAACUGAAAUUGAUGGUUCUGAGAUUGAUGUGGUUGACAUGGUAAAUAGAUUUUCUUGUGCACUGAGCGGGGAAUAUGUUACGCAAUUGCUACAUGCUGUCGACAAAAAGCUUGGACACGUUGAUAUCUGUGACAUCUCAUUUGGAAAGGAUUUCUUGCUAGGUCAGGCUUGUGGUAUUUUGUUUUAUUUUUUGUCAAGUGUGAUGCUGAGAGCAGCAAGACGCAUUUCCUUCAGGGAUAUUGCUCAACAAGGCUUAACAUGCCAAGUUCUCAAUCUAAGAUCUUCUCAUUUUCGGAAGCUCAAUAUGGUCGGGAAAUUUGUGCACAUGCACACUCUCAACUUGGAUUUCAGCGCUUCACUUACUAGCUUUCGGGAGGAUUGUUUUACGUGUAUGCCAAAUUUAAAUUUCCUUUCGCUGUGCGCGACUAGGAUCACAAACCUGUGGACAACUAGUGCUGCACUAGCCAAGCUUCCCUCGUUAGUUGAUCUUCGAUUUCAGAGUUGUUUCUUUACUCAUGAUAUGGAGUAUUCUUCUGCGUCAUUUGGAGAUGAGGGCCUUGGUUCAGGUCAUACUGGCAUGGGCCCUCACGGGGAAUUACCUUACCCAAGUGAUGAAGUUUUUCCUCAUUUGCAAUUAAUUCUGGAUGAUGAAGAAACAAAUGAUUAUGAUGUAGUUCAGGAUGUCGGUAGCCGAAAUGAAGGUUCUUCAGAUGAAAGUGAAGUCGAUUUUUCAGGACAUCAACAUGACUUUCGUUCAGCGGAACUCUUACCUAACAUGCCCUUUGCUUCGAAUGAGCUGGAUGAUCUGCAGAAUGAGAUAUCUUUUGGCACACUGGACAUGCAUGGCGACGAUUAUUUUUCUGCUGGAUCGGUCAAGUCGAGUGGCGUCAAGAAGUGCAUUUCUCGUCAUCCUUCUCCAAUAUGCUUUGAGAAACAUUACAGAGAAUACAUGAUAGCUUCAUUGCCAAAACUCAGAGUUCUUGACAAUUUGCGGAUUUCGGAAACUGAAAAAGAAAAAGCCAAAGAUAUCUUCACAAGUCAUUUUGAAUACCUUCCGUACAACAGGCAUAAUAAGGAGAGCUUGGUUAGUUUAUUGCAGCAACGUGAGACCACAGCAAACCUCUCUGCAACUCACGCCUCGAGAAAUUUUUUUCCUUCUUCAUCAAGAAAAACGAAGCACUUCUAUUUCAGGUCAUUAUCGGCUGCCAAAAUGGGAUCUUCUGCAUGGCCCACCUUACGGUCUCUUUCUAUUAGUGGCAGUUCAUUAAGAGAAGAAAGAAGAAACUUUCGUCCACGACAGUUUGAGUACAGUCCAACAGACUCAAGCCUUAUGGUCAUUGGGACUUUGGAUGGUGAAGUUGUUAUUGUAAACCACGAGAACGGGAAACUUGUCAGUUACAUUCCAUCACUUGGGGCUGUGAAUAGUGUCCUAGGGUUAUGCUGGCUUAAAAAGUAUCCUUCUAAGCUCAUUGCUGGUUCUGACAAUGGCUCCCUUAGAUUGUACGACAUACAACAUUAUACAAGUAGACAAAUGCAUCACAAUCGUGGUUCAGUCUUCUUUGACGAUUUUGACCAGUUAACAUCUGUGCACGUUAACUCCACAGAUGAACUGUUUGUUGUCAGUGGAUACUCGAAAGAUGUUGCUCUUUACGAUAUCGGCAGUGGGAAACGUUUGCAAGUCUUUGCCAAUAUGCAUCGGGAACAUAUAAACGUGGUCAAGUUUUCCAACCACAACCCGUCCCUUUUCGCCACAUCAUCCUUUGAUCAGGAUGUGAAGAUGUGGGAUGUAAGGCAAAAACCAAACCAGCCUUGUUAUACUGCUUCAAGCUCCCGAGGAAAUGUAAUGGUCUGCUUUUCACCUGAUGAUCACUAUCUUCUUGUCUCAGCUGUUGACAAUGAGGUAAAACAGCUAUUGGCUGUUGAUGGAAGACUUCAUAUGGAUUUCGGUAUAGCUUCCACUGGAAGUUCACAGAAUUAUACUCGUUCUUAUUACAUGAAUGGAAGAGAUUAUGUGAUAAGUGGGAGUUGUGAUGAACACGUGGUUCGCAUUUGCUGUGCUAAUACUGGAAGACGACUCAGGGAUGUAUCAUUGGAGGGUAGAGGCGCAGGAGCAUCAAUGUUUGUUCAGUCUUUGAGGGGUGAUCCUUUCAGGGAUUUUAACAUGAGUAUUUUGGCCGCUUAUGUACGUCCAAACUCGGAUUCUGAAAUCGUUAAGGUUAAUCUUCUGGCAUGCGUUGACCGUGAUGGAUCGUAUUCUUACAAACAACCACCUCAAUCUGAUACUGGAAUGGGAGGUUAGGAAUGCGUAAUUUUCAUUGUAAUGUAAUGCAUGAAUUUGUACAUUUUCUGUACAUUUCUUUUUUCCUUAUCUUCUUCGGUAGAGUAAGGUAUGUAAGUAAAAUUCAAUAUCAGAGUUAAGCAUGUGUUUUGAUAUUCACUCAGUCAGUGAGGCUGAGUGAGCAAUUGGGCAAAAAAUUAAAUAUUCACUCAGUGCAGUGUAUUUAGUAUAUGUGGUUUAUGUAAAAAUCUCUGCACAAACUUCACACAGCAGGAUGGCAAGCAAGUUCCUAUUUGGUUAUUACUUGGAUUUUUUCGACUUGCACACGAAAUGUCAGAUAAUUUUUUAUGCAUCUCAUGUGACACAGAAGUAUCUAGUAGCUUUCAGGAAGGCACAGUGAGUACUUUUUCAUUCAUA